AUGGCAACGAAAUAUCUGGUUUAUAUGGUACAGGUCCAUACCAAUUUUAGGAAAGCUGAGUUGGAGUCAUUAGCCGAGCUAUACGGUAUCAAAUCGAUCGAUUUCACAAAACAUGAUGAGCAAAGCCCAUUUUUCUUGGUUGAAUUAGAAGGGGAUCAGCAAGCUAGGGAUUGGAUUAAGAGAUCAAUACUGACAAGAGGAAUUUAUGAGUACUGGGGUGAGGGUGCGACGCUGGAGGAAUUGCAUGAAAAUGUCCAGUCACAGCCAUUCUUCGAACAUUACAAGGAUACUUACAAGAAUGACUCGUUUAAAUUCGAGUUUGAAUCAUAUAAGGGCACAAGCAAAGCGAAUAGGGUGAAGCAGAUUGAGAGCUUUGCUUACUUAGAUUUUCGUGGCAAGAUAGACUUGAAAUCCGCAAAACAGACAUAUACGCUAAUUGAGGAGUACAAACCACUGUCAGAUAAUGUGCCAGGAACUGUGCCAAUUCAUUUAUACUUUGGCCGAUUGGUUCAGCGAAGUGAUCGUCUCGCUGUGGAGAAAUACGAUUUGAAAAAAAGGCCAUACAAGGGAACCACCAGCUUCGAGGCAGAGUUGUCGCUCGUAAGCGCCAAUAUAGCUCAGGUAAAACCAGGUACGAUAAUGUACGACCCGUUUGCAGGUACGGGAUCGUUUCUCUGUGCUGGUGGACAUUACGGUGCGCUCGUUGUAGGAUCAGAUAUUGAUGGCAGAAUGAUUAGAGGUAAAGGCGCUGCGCAAAACAUAAAUUCGAAUUUCAGACAUUACAAGGAGAACAACAGGUUCCUGGACGUCCUCACUAUGGAUUUUACGCAUAACUCGUUACGUUCUAACUUAGUGAUCGACACAAUACUAUGUGAUCCGCCGUACGGGAUCAGAGAAGCCAUCAAAGUACUAGGCGCGAAGGAUCCUCAAAGAUUUGUUGGGAAAGAAAACGUAGAGAUUGAUGGUCAAAAGGCCUAUCUAAGGCGUGAUUACAUACCCACAAAGAAACCCUAUUCGCUGGAUUCUCUGCUGGAUGAUCUUCUGCAGUAUGCAUCUGAGAGGCUACCGAUUGGCGGCCGUCUAGCAUUUUGGAUGCCCACUGCCAAUGACGAAAACAUUGAAACCAUUAUACCGCUGCACUCAAAUUUGGAACUGAAGUACAAUUGUGUCCAAGAGUUCAACAAAUGGUCAAGGCGGUUGCUUGUAUAUAUCAAUCGGGGACCGGAUUUUCACGGAAAGACUAAUCAUGGAUCGUCCAGAUCCAGAAGCAACUUUAGAGAUAGAUACUUCAAGAACUUUAAUUAA
This is a messenger RNA of Torulaspora globosa, 1305 nucleotides long. RefSeq names its product tRNA (guanine-N2-)-methyltransferase (gene TRM11). NCBI's taxonomy places the organism in Eukaryota, Fungi, Ascomycota, Saccharomycetes, Saccharomycetales, Saccharomycetaceae. Gene Ontology annotation, biological process: methylation. The coding region runs from base 1 to 1305 and encodes 434 amino acids. Gene Ontology annotation, molecular function: nucleic acid binding. The transcript has a single exon. The record is from RefSeq and is a predicted model, not a curated record. Gene Ontology annotation, cellular component: cytoplasm.